GCCCACUCAUUUUCAAAGCAAUAAACGAGCUCAAAUUCAUUUAAUUUGCGUCCCGAGUGGGCUUCUUUAUUGAAAUAUAGAGAGAAGGUUGAAGACGCAGCAGCUUAUUGGAAGCUUGUUGAUCAUGGCGAGGCCUACGGUCACCACGGAGGUGGGAAACGAUGGCGUUGCGGUGAUCACCAUGUCUAAUCCUCCUGUGAACGCUCUAGCUAUUUCCAUGUUUCCUGUCUUGAAGUCGAAAUUUGAUGAGGCGAUGAGGAGAAAUGAUGUGAGAGCUGUCGUUUUGACUGGCAAAGGCGGGCGGUUCUCUGGUGGAUUCGACAUCAAUGUUUUCGAAAGGAUUCACAAGACUGGGGAUAUAUCUAUCAUGCCUGAUGUCACUGUUGAUAUUACAGUCAACACAAUGGAAGAUGCCAAGAAACCAAUUGUUGCUGCCAUUGAAGGACUUGCUUUGGGGGGAGGGUUAGAAAUGGCUUUGGCAAGUCAUGCACGUAUAGCUGUACCUAAAGUUCAACUUGGUUUACCAGAGUUGACACUUGGAGUAAUUCCAGGGUUUGGAGGCACUCAACGACUUCCCAGACUUAUAGGUCUGUCAAAGGCUAUUGAAAUGAUGCUGUUAUCUAAAACAAUCACGUCGGAAGAAGGAAAGAAGCUAGGCCUUAUUGAUGCCAUUGUCAGUCCCGAUGAGUUGCUGAAAGUAGCUAGAAAGUGGGCUUUAGAUAUUGCUGAUAGACGCAAGCCAUGGAUCCGUACUCUUCAUAGGACAGACAAAAUUGGGUCCCUGGCUGAAGCUCGUGUGGUAUUAACAUCUGCUAGAGAGCAGGCAAAAAAGAUAGCGCCCAACAUGCCUCAGCACCUUGCGUGUAUUGAUGUUAUUGAAGAGGGAAUAGUUCGUGGAGGAUAUAGAGGGAUUCUAAAGGAGGACAAAGUAUUCAAGGAACUUAUAGUAACAGACACUGCAAAAGGUCUUGUUCAUGUCUUUUUUGCCCAGCGUGCAAUAUCGAAGGUACCAAAUGUAACUGAUCGUGGCCUUAAACCAAGACUAGUGAAGAAAGUUGCUGUUAUUGGGGGUGGUUUAAUGGGUUCUGGCAUUGCAACAGCUCUUAUUUUAAGCAACAUCCAUGUUGUUCUUAAGGAAAUCAAUGCUGAAUAUCUUCAAAAGGGAAUAAGAAUGAUUGAAGCAAAUAUUGGAGGCUUAGUAGUGAAAGGCAAGCUGACACAAAAUAAGGCUGAUAAAGCUCUUCUGAUUCUUAAAGGCGCAUUGGAUUAUUCAGACUUCAAAGAUGUAGAUAUGGUGAUUGAGGCCGUUGUUGAGAAUGUUCCCCUUAAACAAAAAAUAUUUAGUGAAAUUGAGAAAGUUUGCCCUCCUCACUGUAUCUUAGCAACUAAUACGUCGACUAUCGACCUCAAUCUAGUUGGAGAAAAAACUAGAUCCAUUGAUCGAAUCAUUGGAGCACACUUUUUCAGUCCUGCUCACGUGAUGCCACUCCUAGAAAUUAUACGGUCAGAAAGGACUUCUCCACAAGUGAUUCUUGAUCUUAUGACCGUUGGAAAAGUUAUAAAGAAGGUUCCUAUUGUUGUGGGCAACCGCACUGGAUUUGCAGUCAAUCGUGCAUUUUUUCCAUAUUCUCAGGCUGCAUUUUUUUUGGUUCACUUAGGCGUAGACCCGAUCAGAAUUGACCGGUUGAUCACCGGUUUUGGUCUCCCCUUAGGCCCCUUCCAACUUCAGGAUUUAAGCGGAUAUGGAGUGGCAACUGCUGUAGCGAAGGAAUUUUCGGCUGCAUUCCCUGAUCGAGUUUUCGUCUCGCCAUUGAUUGACCUGAUGAGGAAAAAUGGUCGUGAGGGUAAAAACAACGGUCGGGGUUUCUAUAUCUAUGAGAAAGGAAGCAAACCAAAGCCUGAUCCUUCAAUUUUACCAAUUCUGGAGGAGUCUAGGCGCAUUGCCAACCUUAUUCCCAGUGGAAAGCCUAUAUCCAUUUCUGAUCAGCAAAUUUUGGAAAUGGUACUCUUUCCUGUGGUAAAUGAGGGAUGUCGAGUGGUCGAAGAACGAAUCGUCGUUAGACCGUCUGACCUUGAUGUUGCAACUGUUCUCGGAAUGAGCUUUCCUUCCUAUCGCGGUGGCAUCCUCUUUUGGGCAGAUCUGGUUGAGCCAAAACAUGUGUAUACAAGUCUCAAGAAAUGGUCAGAACAAUAUGGUGAUGUCUUCAAGCCCUGCAAGUAUUUAGAGGAUAGAGCAGCCAGAGGCAUACCUCUGAGCGAAGCCAUUGCAGAAGACGUAUCGUCGAAAUCCCGACUCUAAGAGAAGCUUCCUUUACCCAAUCAUCCUGCAAUAAGUUCAGUAAUGUAAAAAAUCUCAGUUGUAAUAUUAGCUUCCCUUUUGCAAAUCGCUUAUUUGCAAAAGAAAUAAUAAAGGCUUUGGAAUGGUUUGGAUUGCAUUGUUAUGUUAAUAGUUCAAUCAUGGGAGGUAGGGGUUAACUUA
Molecule: messenger RNA, 2479 nt
Organism: Cucurbita pepo subsp. pepo (vegetable marrow)
Lineage: Eukaryota; Viridiplantae; Streptophyta; Magnoliopsida; Cucurbitales; Cucurbitaceae
Product: peroxisomal fatty acid beta-oxidation multifunctional protein AIM1
Biological process (GO): fatty acid beta-oxidation
Cellular component (GO): peroxisome
Molecular function (GO): NAD+ binding; (3S)-3-hydroxyacyl-CoA dehydrogenase (NAD+) activity
Source: RefSeq, a predicted model, not a curated record